Messenger RNA from Nylanderia fulva, 2465 nucleotides. Lineage: Eukaryota; Metazoa; Arthropoda; Insecta; Hymenoptera; Formicidae. The record is from RefSeq and is a predicted model, not a curated record.
GUUUUAAAAUCUCACGAUAGAAAUUUCGAAAAAUCCUAUCUCCGAUAAAUAAUUAGUACAUUCGAUUUUUAUCGUACAUUUUAUUACAACUCUUCUCACAUAUAUACAACUAUAGAGAAUUUUCAUGAUAUCAGUUAAAUGCAAAAAUUCUUUUAUAACAAUAAUGUUAAGCAAGUAAAAUUUAUUUCUCUGUAAUAAAUAUUUCGUAAUAUUUUGCGAGACUUUUAUGUGAAAUGUUUAAUAACACAAUAAAGUAAAAAGAAAAAAUUAGAAUAAUUUAAAAAGAUUGUAUAUAUAGAGCAUAUAGAUGUUUCAUGAUGUGUAAAUAUAAAUAUAUAUGUUUACGUAUCUCUUUCUCCUCAAUUUUUUUCUAUUAUAUUUAUAAUGGUAUCAGGAAAAUAUUAACUCGAGUAUCAAAAGUGUUUUGCACGUAAUCAAUAAUCAGUUUGUUGCUCUAAAAUAAGAAAUGUCUCUGCAUAAGUGCUAAGUUAUUUUUUAUUUGCUUCUAGUACAUAUUGUGUAAGAAUUAGCAAGAAUAUAUUGAUUGUGUAAUCACAUAUACUUUUAAUUUUUUUUAAACAUUGAAAUUUAAAAGUUAUAAGUAAUAAGAAGUUAUCUGAUAAAGUCAUGGCGGAACAAAUAAAAAAUAUAGACAAAUAUUAUACUGACCUUCAAUAUGAUAUCGAUAAAACAACAGCAAAAGAAAUAAUUAAAGCAUGUGUAAUAAUGCUGCAACUCAAGAAUAUUGAGAAUUUGUCAGAGAGAUUCUUUGAAACAGCAUCUUUGAUAGAAAAACAUUUUAAAGCUUUUGUAGCUUUUUGUGAACAUGUAGACGUAGUCACUGCUCUUAUCGAAUAUCUAAAUUAUUAUGGAGCCAAGAUAUUGUUUGAGUUAAAUGAAUUAUCCACAGGAUAUAAGAGCAAAUUUAUACAUAUGACAUUAACGAGUACAGUUUUUACUAUGUGUAAAGGAGAAAAAGUUAUUAUUUCUUUUUGGAUUAUGCAGUUUUAAACGAUUUAAAGAAGUCAUUCGGAACAACAUUCAAAGAAAGUGAUAGAUUUUAUCAUAUGUCUACGCUUAUGGAUUGUUAUCAUGUCAGUAAAAUGAUAAUUUUAGAAGAUUCAGAUCUAUAUGCAGUUAUUAAUUGUUUGAUGAGAAUGGGUGACUCUUAUUUAAAUAUAAUUUGUAUUCAAAAUUCGAUAAUACAAGAGUUUUUAAUAUUUAGAAAAAAAUAUCUUAAUUACUCUAUAAAGGGUGUCCUUCAUAUUUUUGAAUCACAACAAGAAUUACUUACAAUUAUUAGUACAUUUCCUAACUACGAAAUGAGCAUGAUAUCCAUUUGGUCAGAGGAUAUUGUAGCUGCAAAGAAUUUAGCCUCGAGCUUCAAUGAUGAUAUCGUAUUCAUAAAUACAUAUAUGGAUUUUACUGGUGGCUUCCUCCUUGUCCCUUUUGCAAAACUUAUGGAUAAUUUCACAAUUCAUACAACUAUGAGGAAUAGUAUAAACAAAACAAAUGUACAUGAAAACAAUAUAUUACUAAGUACUAAUAAUAUAUCAAGGUAUUCGUCCGAAUACAAAAAUUAUUCUAAAAUUAUUCAUUUAUUUUAUGAUGGCAUGUGGCAAAACCCGGUACAAAACUCGUAUUUUAAACAUGAAGAACAACUAUUUGCAAAUGCAACAAAUGAAGAUAUUAGGAGAUGUAUUAAGUCAGCAAAGAAAGGAUUCAAAAUUUGGGAUGCUAAUUCUAUUGUUUUUAGAAAAAAAAUAUUAUCUAAUUUUGCUCUUGCACUAUCGUACAAUUGUGAACCUACUUUAUCAAGUUUAAUAGAAGGAUGUACGAAAUUCAUAACUUUCUAUGAAAAUUCCAACGGAUAUUGCACUCAAAACUUAGAAUUAAUAAAUUCUAGUAAAGCAAUAGGCAUUAUUAUUCUUAGAGAGAAAAAUGAAACUAUUUUGCUUCUUCGAUUGACACAAUGUUUGCUUGCUGGCAAUUCUGUUAUUGUGAUAUGUAAUGAAAAGUUCAGUAACAUAAAGUCAUAUUUGAAUAUAUUCUCAAUGUGUGAUAUACCUCCAGGUGUUCUUAAUAUGCUAUCAAGUGAAUGCAUAGAAAAUUUAGAAUCAAGAUUAUGUGGAAUAGAAUAUUCAGACUAUGCAAAACGAUAUUUUUCAGAAGAAUCUAUAUUCGAAAAAUAUAAAAAUUAUACAAAUCUUUACCUUGAGAAGCAAAUUGCACACGUUCUUAAAUGAUUUGAUAUAUAUAGCAUAAAUUAUUUUUUAUUAAAGCUUAAACGCAUACAUAACAUCUUACCCAAGAGUGUAUAUAGAUUCACAUAUUUUAUUUAUAUAUUAUAAUCUCAGAGAAACAAUUUCUGUCAUUUAUUAUUGAAUUCUUUGAAAUAUAAAGCUAAUGAUUAGAUAAUUGUAAUACAAUAUAUUCUAUAAAAACCAAAAUAUACUAUAAAAAUU